UCCAAUCUCAACCGUGAGUUUCUACCCUAGUCCCCGAGUCCAGGUUUCAGUCUCUCCCUCAAGUCCUCGACGACUCCCUCGAGCUCGACUCCAUAUCUUAAAUCUCAAAUUCUCAAUCGUUUUCUCCAGCCUCACAUCACAGAAAUCACGCAGCCCAUCACUGCUGUCGAGACCAACACAACGGCACCACCCAUUCAGCCAUCAUCCUCGACGACAUCCCAGGGAACCCAGGUCCUAGAACCACGACGGCUCGAUUCUCUCCUCUUCGACAACACCACUGCUGUCGCGACCAUCAUCACCCCAUCACUGCCAUUGAGGACACUGCUACCAGCCAUCAUCCCUCUAAAAUUUAGGGAGUGAAUCUGUGCAAACUGUAAAAUCUGCACACUGCACUAGUAGUGAAUCUGUGCAAAUCUAUGGACUUGGAUGUUCGACUUUGUAAUGUUGCAGGGAGUGAAUUUGUGCAAACUAUAAAAUCUGCACACUGCACUAGUAGUGAAUCUGUGCAAAUUUUAGGUUUUGUUUUUUUCACAAAAAAAAAAAAAAAGAAAAAAAAAACCGGAGGACCCGUGGACCCGACCCGGUUUCGAUAUUAGAAUAUGUUGUCCCCUGCCGACCUGUCUCUUUUAAAUCCAGAUCUGGUCUGGUCCCUUCAAAAUUAGGCUUGGCCCGGCCCGUGCCCAGCCCUAAGAGAGGUUGGGUAAAGAAAAGAGAGAAAAAUGUAAUAGGGGAGGGAUGGAUGAAUGGAGUUGGGGAGGUAGAUAUCGGAAACAGAGCCAGGGGUGGGGGUGGGAGCGAGAGGAGGAUGGAUUGAUUUAUGUUGCGUGGUAUGGGGUCGUAGAAAUGGGAUUAUGAGUCGAGAGAUUCGAGAUUGGGUUGGGGUCUGAAGGCUCUGAGUUGUGAGAUCGAGUUGGAAUCUGAGAUGAGACAGGUGGAGGCGUGUCGGGUAGAGGAACGUCUCUAAGUCAAAGAUGGUGUGUCAGGAAAUGGAGGUGACGGUUCUUCUGAGCCCAGUACGUGUUUCAGCUUCUCUCAACCCAAAACGCCUUUCUAUUUUCUGCCAUCAAUCCCAUUCACAAAAUCGAGCCUUCGCACGCAAGAUAAUCCGGAAAUGGAAGCGGGAUGAGUGUUUUAAUGGCCAAGCUACUUACGUAGAUUGCGUGCGGAUAAUUCGGAGUUUAAGUGAACAAAGGUUGCCUCAUGUAGCUCAGGAGCUUUUACUCGAAAUGAAAUCGGAUGGUCUUUUGCCCAGCAACUCCACUCUAUCUGCUUUGAUGCUAUGCCAUGCCAACAAUGGCCUUUUUCCUCAAGCGGAAGCAGUGUGGAACGAAAUGUUAUAUUCUUCUUUUGUGCCUAGUAUUCAGGUUGUUUCGCAGUUAUUUGAUGUUUAUGGACAUGCGGGAUGUUUUGAAAAAGUGAAUGAAAUUUUGGGCCAGAUAAGGGCUAGGUAUUUGAGUUUGUUUCCGGAGGUUUACUUGCUAGCUAUCUCUUGUUUUGGGAAGGGAGGCCAGCUUGAAUUGAUGGAAGGUGCAUUGAAAGAAAUGAUUUCAAUGGGUUUCCCGGUGGACUCUGCCACUGGAAAUGCCUUUAUCAGAUACUAUAGCAUUUUUGGUUCCCUGACUGAGAUGGAGACCGCUUAUGGCCGCCUUAAAAGGUCUAGGUUUCUGAUAGAGGAAGAGGGAAUCCGGGCAAUGUCACUUGCGUAUUUGAAGCGCAGCAAGUUUUAUGAAUUAGCUGAGUUCCUGAAGGAUGUAGGUCUAGGUAGAAGAAACUUGGGAAAUCUUCUGUGGAACCUUUUGUUGUUAUCCUAUGCUGCGAAUUUUAAGAUGAAAAGCUUACAAAGAGAAUUUUUGAGAAUGGUGGAAGCUGGUUUCCACCCUGAUCUUACUACAUUUAAUAUUCGUGCUCUGGCCUUUUCAAAGAUGUCUCUACUGUGGGAUCUCCAUCUUAGCCUUGAACACAUGAAACAUGAGAAAGUUGUUCCCGAUCUUGUGACUUGCGGCUGUGUUGUUGAUGCAUACUUGGAUAGAAGACUAGGACGGAAUUUGUAUUUUGCCCUCAAUAAAAUGAAUUUGGAUGAUUCCCCAUUGGUAUUAACGGAUCCAUUUGUGUUUGAAGUUUUGGGAAAAGGAGACUUUCAUGCAAGCUCAGAGGCAUUUUUGGAGUUCCAGAGGCAAAGGGAAUGGACUUAUAGGAAGUUAAUUUCAGUAUAUUUGAAAAAAACAUACCGGAGGAAUCAGAUCUUUUGGAAUUACUGACUAGCGACCUGCAUAUUGUGCAUGUUUGACUGAUUGUUAGGAAAGGAUUAUUGUCGCUGAUAAUACUAUGUCUAUCAGUUCCAGUUUGCAUUCUAUUGGUUCAAUUAGUGCAUGUAUGUAACAAAGUGAAAAUGCAGCUCAGAUGUGCAUCAUCCUGCAUUGUGGAAUGGGAUCUCCGUGUUCAGGCCGAGAUGAAGUUGGAUAUUGCUGAUGGAUGACUUACCAAUGUUAUGAACUUAUCAAAAGCUAAAAUGAAAAUGCUACAUUCAUUCAGAUUCAAAGAAAACUCCGAGGAGUGUGAAAUAAAGGUAUCAAUUAUUGAAGGAAUGAUAUUGGGACACCAGAACUGGCUUGGAUAAUCAUUUGUGGUAUAUUAGUUUCUGCAGUCAAGUUUGUAGUUGGAGGCAUGCUUCAAAGCUUGUAGCUUGGUUGUGCUUCAAGUUUACUAUGCAGAAAAAUUGUCUUACAAAA
Pyrus x bretschneideri (Chinese white pear) is the source of this 2729-nucleotide messenger RNA. Its product is annotated as pentatricopeptide repeat-containing protein At3g42630. Bases 972 to 2258 code for a protein of 428 amino acids. The transcript has 6 exons. Gene Ontology annotation, molecular function: protein binding. The record is from RefSeq and is a predicted model, not a curated record. Lineage: Eukaryota; Viridiplantae; Streptophyta; Magnoliopsida; Rosales; Rosaceae.